AGUCGGGGAGGGAUCUGGUUGGAGCACCUAACAAGGGGUUUGGACCAGUGGCGGGACACUCAGGUGCGCGGCACGCGAAAGAGCUUCCUGCUGAAUGGCUCCUUCCACGAGGCAGUGGCUCCGGUUCUGGCCGUGGCACAGUGCUUCUGCCUGAUGCCUGUCAGCGGAAUCAGUGCCUCCUCCUGCCAGGGCUUGAGCUUCCGCCGACGCACCUGGCGGUUUUGGACCAGUGUCUUGUACCUCUGCUCCACCUCGGUGGAUCUGGCCUUCAGCAUUCGCAAGGUGACGCACAGUGUUCUGGAUGUGCGCAGUGUGGAGCCCAUAGUUUUCCACGUGAGCAUCCUCAUCGCCUCCUGGCAGUUCUUGAACCUGGCCCGUCUCUGGCCGGGAUUGAUGCGCCACUGGGCGGCCGUGGAGCAGAGGCUACCUGGCUACUCCUGUUGUCUUAGCCGCGCUCGUCCUGCCCGUCGCCUCCGACUUGUGGCCUUCCUGCUGCUGGCGCUUUCCCUGAUGGAGCACCUGCUGAGCAUAAUCUCGGUGGUCUACUACGACUUCUGUCCCCGGAGAAAGGAUCCGGUCGAGUCGUACCUGCACGGCACCAGUGCCCAGCUGUUCGCCGUGUUCCCCUACUCCAACUGGCUGGGCUGGCUGGGCAAGGUGCAGAACUUCCUGCUCACCUUCGGCUGGAGCUACAUGGACAUCUUCCUCAUGAUGCUGGGCAUGGGCCUCAGCGAGAUGCUGGCCAGGCUCAACCGCAGCAUGGCGCUGCAGGUGCGACAGCCCGUGCCGGAGGCGUACUGGACCUGGUCGCGCACCCUCUACCGCUCGAUAGUGGAGCUCAUCCGGGAGGUGGACGACGCCGUGUCCGGGAUAAUGCUGAUAUCCUUCGGCAGCAACCUGUACUUCGUCUGCCUGCAGCUGCUCAAGAGCAUCAACACGAUGCCCUCGUCCGCCCACGCGGUCUACUUCUACUUCUCGCUGAUGUUCCUGCUCAGCCGGUCGACGGCCGUGCUCCUCUUCGUUUCGGCGAUCAAUGACCAGGCCCGGGAGCCACUGCGCCUGCUGCGCCUCGUUCCCCUCGAGGGAUACCAUCCGGAGGUCUUUCGCUUCGCCGCAGAGCUGGCAAGCGACCAGGUGGCGCUCACGGGCCUCAAGUUCUUCAACGUCACCCGGAGGCUCUUUUUGGCGAUGGCGGGCACGGUGGCCACCUACGAACUGGUGCUCAUCCAGUUUCACGAGGACAAAAAAUCAUGGGACUGCUCGGCCUCCAGUUUCAACUAGACUUGAAGCCCCUUGAAAAUAUUCUGUGGCCUACUUUUGGCCGCUAAGCAAGUACUAAGCGAAGUUACUUGGUAUCGGUAUCACUCAUACGCAGUGUUGCGCCCGUUUGAGGACGUAAUGACGCUCGACUAUUUUGUGCAUAUAAUUCGAUAUCUUGAAUGUGUUAUUAACAUUGUAAAUUUGUUUUUUCAAGGCAAACUACUGCACAGCCCUAAUAUUCAUGACCACUGACUGCGUCCCUUGGAUAUAUCAUUUUUAAUUAGUUAUCUGGGCAGCAGGUAGCAUAAAUGAUAA
Molecule: messenger RNA, 1575 nt
Organism: Drosophila ficusphila
Lineage: Eukaryota; Metazoa; Arthropoda; Insecta; Diptera; Drosophilidae
Gene: Gr5a
Product: gustatory receptor 5a for trehalose
Exons: 7
Coding region: 154-1281 (375 amino acids)
Biological process (GO): sensory perception of sweet taste; detection of chemical stimulus involved in sensory perception of taste
Cellular component (GO): membrane
Molecular function (GO): sweet taste receptor activity
Source: RefSeq, a predicted model, not a curated record